Molecule: messenger RNA, 2061 nt
Organism: Zea mays
Lineage: Eukaryota; Viridiplantae; Streptophyta; Magnoliopsida; Poales; Poaceae
Exons: 1
Coding region: 286-1797 (503 amino acids)
Molecular function (GO): protein binding
Source: RefSeq, marked validated
GUGCUAAAAUUGUAUUCUCAUUCAGGGUGUAGCUAGCGCACGACCAGUCAAACUACGUACACUGUAUUACUCGAUCCUGCUACUAUACAGCAAGAACCUCAAGCGUGCGGUUCCUUGUGAGUGACCCCUACUGGCUACUGCUACAGCGGAGGCAAGAUCCUGGAUGCGGACCUCCGUUUGUGGGAUUACGGCGGGCGACACGAACGCACGGCGAGGCCUUGCCUGGACGGGCCCCGUGCCGGUGCCCCCCCCCCUGUUCUGCUUGUAUCUGGCGCGCUUUCUCUCAUGUCGCGUCAAUCGAGUCGCUCACGCGAGUCACCUGUUUUCUUUACUGGAAGUGCAACCCCCUGUUUUACUGCAAGUGCAAGUGCAAAGGCUUCAUGGCGAGACUCACUCUCCCCAGUCCCCAAAGCCCAGAACCCCAGAGCCGCACGCGCGAGCGCGAACACCAUGCUGCCGGCGCUCAUUGCCCUGCUGCUGUCCCUGCUCCCCGCGGUCGCCGACGCAGCGUCAAUGGAUCCAACAGAGAGGGAGACGCUGUUCCGCGUCAUGGAGGCCGUGUCCUCCGACCGGGACUGGCGCGUCGAGAGCCCCGACCCCUGCGGCGGGCCGUGGCCGGGGCUGGAGUGCAAGCCGGCCGCCGACGCGGGCGCGGCGCGCAUGCACGUCACGCGGCUGGACUUCGGCGUGGAGCCCAACCCGACGUGCAAGGACUCGGCGUCCUUCCCUCCCGAGGUCUUCACCCUGCCGCACGUCCAGUCCCUCUUCUUCGUCGACUGCUUCACCAACCCGGCCGCCACCACGGCGCUCGCCCUGCCGCCGCCCGCCAACCUCUCGGCCACCGGCCUGCAGCAGCUCAGCAUCCGGGCCAACCCGGCGCUGUCCGGCGUGAUGCCGCCGGCGCUGGCCAGCCUCCGGUCGCUCCAGGUGCUCACCAUCUCCCAGAACGGCCUGGUCCGCGGCGAGAUCCCGCCGGGCAUCGGGGACCUCACGUCGCUGCUGCGCCUCGACCUCAGCUACAACUCGCUCUCGGGGCCGGUGCCAAGCCAGAUCGGCCAGCUCAAGAGCCUUGUCGGCCUGGACCUCAGCUACAACUCGCUCUCCGGCGCCAUCCCGAGCCGCCUCGGCGAGCUGCGCCAGCUGCAGAAGCUGGACCUCAGCUCCAACAACCUCACCGCCGGCAUCCCGGACGCCGUCGCCAACCUCACGUCGCUCACCUUCCUGGCGCUCAGCAACAACGGCCUCACCGGCCGUUUUCCUCCGGGCAUCUCCGGGCUGCGGAGCCUCCAGUACCUCAUCAUGGACAGCAACCCCAUGGGCGUCCCGCUGCCUUCUGAGCUCGGCAGCCUCGCCCGCCUGCAGGAGCUCCGCCUGGCCGGCUCCGGCUACUCGGGCCCGAUACCGGACGCGUUCGGCCAGCUGGCGAGCCUGACGACGCUCUCGCUGCAGGACAACAACCUGACGGGACCCAUCCCCGCGGCGCUCAGCCGGCUGGGCAGGAUGUACCACCUGAACCUCAGCAACAACGCGCUCGGCGGGGCCGUGCCGUUCGACCGCGCGUUCCUGCGCCGGCUCGGCGGGAACCUCGACCUGAGCGGCAACUCCGGGCUGUGCCUGGACGACCGGAGCGCCCUGCGGGGCAUCGGCGCCUGCCGAGGCGGCGGCGACGGUGGCACUCCGAUGUCGUCGUCGGCGCGCACUAGCUCGGGGAGCAGAGGUGUGAGGGGUUCGCUGGUCGGCGCUGCGUGCGUGGCCGUGUGCUGCCUUCUUGCCUUGAACGAGCACGCUCUGUAUUGACUGGACAAUUGUGCUCGUACUACCAUUAUUGUAGGUGUAGUUGUGCGCUGAAGUGAAAUGAACCGCUCUAUGCUCUCGAGAUGAGCAACGAGCCGGUGCAGUUACAAUUUUUAGCUGCUGCGUAUGCUAGAGCAGAGAGCCCGAGCCGUUUGAAAUUGUAUCACAUCACACACGACCAUCAGCUUAGCUAGCUCGUGCUGCCAGUGAAGUUCCAAAUUGUAGUGUAGAGCAACAAUAAUUUAAGGAGCCGACGCUUUGAAGGAG